Molecule: messenger RNA, 2884 nt
Organism: Amphibalanus amphitrite
Lineage: Eukaryota; Metazoa; Arthropoda; Thecostraca; Balanomorpha; Balanidae
Product: probable ATP-dependent RNA helicase DDX31
Exons: 14
Coding region: 234-2279 (681 amino acids)
Biological process (GO): ribosome biogenesis
Cellular component (GO): nucleus
Molecular function (GO): ATP binding; nucleic acid binding; RNA helicase activity
Source: RefSeq, a predicted model, not a curated record
UUUGCGACGUAUAUUACGCGCUUGCUACGAAAACACACGCUUAUUUCUCGCCUUGCUGGCCAUUGCCGUGGUUCGGGGAAGACGUUCUCCGAUUCAAUUAAUAUUCCAUUAAUAAUUUUGCGAUUUUUAUAUCAACCCAUCUUCAGCAACGCUGGCAUCAAAGUUCUUCGUAUAUUACACGUAGCGAUUACAUACGAGUGAGUUCUGCAGUAUCGUUGCACAGUUUUCUGUCUAUGUCAACGAUGGAUGACGGUGGAGGUCUAACGCUCAACAUCUCGUCCGUCAAGACAACGCCGGCCCGCAAGAAAACACCGAAGGUGCCCAAGGCUCCCUCGUCCUGGGGCUCAUCAGAGACGCCCUCCAAAUCUGCAGUGUCAACCUCUGCCUCACCUGACUCCCUGCAGCGCAAAAAGGACCGCCUCAAGGCCUCCCUGAAGAAGAAGAAAAAGUCCCCAGAGGAUAAGCAAGAUGGCGGACGCCCGAAGCCCGCCGACAACAAGCCGUUUUAUGCGUCUUUGUUCUCACACAACCCUGAGGUACCGGAGCUUGGUCUGCCGGAGACCAGUGAACCUUCUCAGCCGGAUGUGUUCUCAGGAGAGAACUUUUCCGAUCUUCAGCUGCAUCCACACUUGGUGGCCAACGUGACGAAGGCGCUGGGCGGUGCGGAGAUGACCCGCGUCCAGCAGAGGGCGCUACCCGUUGUGCUGGCCGGCGGUGACUGCCUGGUCCGGUCACAGACGGGUAGCGGCAAAACGCUGGCCUAUCUUCUGCCGGUCAUACAGGGUUUGCAGGCGAUCGAGCCUCCGGUGACUCGGGAGUCGGGGCUGUACGCUUUGAUUGUGGUACCCACGCGCGAGCUGGCACUGCAGACCUACAAUUGCGCCGCACAACUCAUGAAGGCAUUCGUUCGUCUCGUUCCCGGUUACCUGACUGGCGGCGAGAAAACUCUGGCAGAGAAGCGUCGUCUCCGCCGCGGUCUGAACCUUCUCGUAGCCACACCGGGCCGACUGCUGGCGCACAUCGCGAGCUCGAGGAACCUCCGUCUAGGAGCGCUGCGGUGGCUGGUUCUGGACGAGGCCGAUCUACUGCUCGAUAUGGGAUACGAGAAACACGUUAGGAGUAUCGUGGAGGCGGUACUGGAGCAGCGCGCCCCGCGGACCUCGGGUCCCCUGCAGACCGUACUGCUGUCGGCGACUCUGGAUGAUCGGGUACAGAAACUGGCAGGUCUGAGCCUCACGGACCCCACCUUCAUCGACGCCUCGUCGGACGGUGGUGACACCUCUCGGCCGGAAGGCGAACUAGUGACUCCCGGUCAGCUCCGCCAGUUUGUGGCGGUAGUUCCUGCCAAACUCCGUAUGGUGGCGCUGGCAUCGUUCGUCCUCUGGAAAUGCUCUACUCGAGAUGAGUCCAAGAUGAUAGUGUUUAUGAACACAAACGACAUGGUGGACUACCACUGCGCCCUGUUCGGAGCCUGCCUGCCCGGCCGCGGUCUGACCGACCUCAAGAUCUGCAAACUGCACGGCAACAUGCCGCAAACGGACCGGACUGGAGUGUUCACAGAGUUCCGAAAGGCUCGCUCCGGACUCCUCAUCUGUACGGACGUGGCGGCACGUGGCGUGGACCUGCCGCACGUGCACUGGAUCGUCCAGUACACCCCUCCCUGUCGGUCGGCCGACUAUGUACACCGUGUGGGACGGACGGCCCGCGCCGGAGGCACGGGGGCCGCGCUGGCCCUGCUGACUCCGGCAGAGACGGGGCUGGUAGAACUGCUGAGGGAGGGCGGAUUGAGUGUAUCAGACAUGAGCCUAGAGACCCUGCUGUCUCCCCUGGCGGCGUCGCGCGCCGGCGGUCGUCCCACCAGCCUGGAGGAGGCGGCCACUCAGCUGCAGCUUCACAUGGAGGAAACGGUGGCCCAUGACAGACAACUGGCCGAUAUGGCCAGACGAGCGUUCACAUCUCUAACGCGGGCAUACGCCACCUACCCGGCCGAGAUGAAGGCCAUGCUAUCGGUGAAGACCCUCCACCUGGGCCACUACGCCAAGAGUCUGUGUCUGAGGGAGACGCCCACGGCGCUGGGACGGUGGCGCGGCGAUCAGUCCAGAGACCCCGCGGCAGCCAGACUCGGCAAACGCGGUGAGAAGCGUUCGGCAAGCGACGGGGCCGUGCGGCCGCGAGUUCGAAUCCCGCAGCCGACCGACAUUUCAGAGUUCCAGAGCGGGCUGGACGGUGGCGCUGGCGUGGUGCGAAAACCGCGCAAAAAGAAACAGAGGAAUACGUGAUCGUGUCAAAGGGAGGCGAGGCAUGGAGCAAGGUCACGUGAUCGGGUCCGCCGAGCGUGGAAAGGCAGGGUUAUGUGCCACGUGACAAGGCUCGGGUGGAUGAUGGUGUCCACGGGAAGCAAGUCCACCAGGAGUCGGGCCGUAAGCGUUCUCGGAAUCACAUGAGAUCGUUGGAAUGUUUCUUCCAUCUCGGGCAAGGCUGAUGACGAUGAAGGCAUGUAUCUGAGGGCCUCAUCCCAGCCCCACCUAUCACGCAGUCCCCGUUACUGGGCAUUCCCAUUGUCCAUCCACGAGCGGUAACUGGGGGCAGACAGGGGAAAGCAGAGGUUACGUACCCCAUUGGGUUCAGCCCGCUUCGUCAGUAUUGCUGAGACCCUGGCUGUGUGGGCCAGUCUGCUGGCAUCCUGCUGUUGAUUGGGUGUCUAAAAGAUGGCGUGUCUCUUGGACGAGUGGUUUUGCUGUUGACGAGUGAGGAUGUUUUGCGCGGGGGUCGCUUGCCCAGCUGCACUGUGGUUACGAUUGAUACAUCGUCGUGUCUUAUGAAAUGUGAAAUACGUUGUGAACUAAGCGUGAUGUUUGGAAUAUAUGAUGGAUUCUGACCGUCA